Molecule: messenger RNA, 1152 nt
Organism: Aegilops tauschii subsp. strangulata
Lineage: Eukaryota; Viridiplantae; Streptophyta; Magnoliopsida; Poales; Poaceae
Product: replication protein A 32 kDa subunit B-like
Biological process (GO): nucleotide-excision repair; DNA replication; double-strand break repair via homologous recombination
Cellular component (GO): DNA replication factor A complex; chromosome, telomeric region; site of double-strand break
Molecular function (GO): single-stranded DNA binding
Source: RefSeq, a predicted model, not a curated record
ACUCAGCCACCACACCACUUCCAUAGUUUUUAGACAUGUCGGCGCCUCGUCCCUCCUCGUCCGGACCGCGGGGCAGCACGCAGGGCCAGAACGUAAGAUCUGGGAGCAACUCCUAUAUCUCUCGUUCUACGGCUGCCUCGCAGGGCCAUACAAGCUCCCAGCCCGGACGCUCACGGCGAUGGCCACUCGCACGUGACGACAUGCUCCUGCCAGUCACCGUCAAGAUGUUAGGCGACGCAUCUGUACACACAUUUGAUGGCAAUUGUCCAGUUAUCAAUGGCUAUCGCCCGUCCACUGUCACCUUGGUCGGACGACUAAUUACACCAUCUGCCACCGGAAACUCUUAUCGAUUUGUCCUGGAUGAUGGCACCGGCAGGAUCGUUUGCACCUACUGGUUUGCUGGUCACGGUGGAGACAAUCGCGUCAUGAACAUACCUGUUGGAGACUAUGUGGAUGUUAGCGGGCGUCCAGACAUGAACUCGAAAAACCCUACAAUCACCGUGUUCAGUUGCAGGCCUAUUGCUCCGGAUUUCAACUGUAUUACACUUCACUUCCUGCAAACAAUUUAUGCAUACCUUGAUCUACAGCGCCCUCCUCCCGAAACGCUCGUUACGGACAUGUACAAUUUGCUGCGAGACUACCUCGACACUGGUGACGAGGGUUUACCCUUCUCGUGGAUCUGCACAGGCACCAGCUUCAAUCAUGUUAUUGUUAGGAGGGCUUUGGAUAUCCUUGUAUCUCGUGAGUUGGCCAUAUAUGACCCUGUGGAAGACAAAUACAGUCUACCAUGAAGUUUUUUCGUCACCGGAGGAUCUAGACCAACAAAACGUAAUUAUGAUGUGUGCUUUAUUAAGUGUGACAAUAAAGAAAAUGCGGGGGGAUUCUCCGCACACCUGAUCGCCUGAUAGCAUGUCCGGCGUCAUAUCCCCAUCGCAUGAGUGUUGUUUCAUGUUAUAUUUAUGUAAAGCUAGUUAAUCUAGAAGUAUGUAUUGCGUAUCAGUGGUCAUGUGUGACCAGAGUUCUAAAUCGCCUUGUAUCGUUAUUAUUUACUCUUUCGUCUAUGCCUUAUCCCGGCAACAUAUUAGGUGUAUUUGGGCGUCCUGCGAUUUUGGCAUCCGUUAUGGAUUGAAAUGAUGUUUGUCGAAGAUUGAA